AUGGGUAGAGAUCACACCAGCAAACAACACAUCAGAUCAGGUCACAGAGAGGCCCCAAAGUCAGACAACGUCUACUUGCAAUUGUUGGUCAAAUUGUACUCCUUCUUGGCUCGUAUGUAGAAGAUGUUUGGAACAAAAAAUCAGAAGAUGUCAUUUUCACCAUUUACCAUACGAAAAAAGAAUGUGAAUCGUGAACGACUUGUUUUUUGGGCUCAACAAGGGGAUGAGAUGAGCACGGAGAGGUUCUAGUGUUGUGGAUGUUGAAUCAUCAAAUCACACAUACACGAAACACACGGCGACUUCCUAGCAGGAUAAUGGACAUAUUAUCGAAAACUGCUAGCGCCGGCUGAUUGUGAAAGAAAAAGAGGGUAUUUCUUCAUUUUUUUCUGUUCAGAAUCCACCAGAUCCUUCGUCUUGUCCCUCCAACUCAUCAGUCGUCACGAAUACUAUCUGCGAGUGCAUUUUUCGAGCCUUGGGUUCGGGGGGAGAAAAUCAAAAGCGCGUCUUCUGAGCAGACACCAGUAUGGGUAUACUAACUUUUUUCUUUUUUUUUUUCUUACAGGUCGUACUGAUGCUCCAUUCAACAAGGUUAUCUUGAGAUCAUUGUUCUUGUCCAAGGUCAACAGACCACCAGUCUCGGUUUCAAGAAUCUCACGUGCCCUCAAGCAAAAGGGUGCUGCUGAAAAGACCGUUGUUGUUGUUGGUACCGUUACCGAUGACAACAGAUUGUUGGAAUUCCCAAAGACCACCGUUGCCGCUUUGAGAUUCACUGCCGGUGCCAAGGCUAGAAUCGUGAAGAACGGCGGUGAAGCCAUCACUUUGGACCAAUUGGCUUUAAGAGCUCCAAAAGGUCAAAACACCUUGAUUGUCAGAGGUCCAAGAAACGCCAGAGAAGCUGUUAGACACUUUGGUUUCGGUCCUCACAAGGGUAAAGCUCCAAGAAUCUUGUCCAAGGGCAGAAAAUUCGAAAGAGCUAGAGGUAGAAGAAGAUCAAGAGGUUUCAAGGUAUAA
Lodderomyces beijingensis is the source of this 1011-nucleotide messenger RNA. NCBI's taxonomy places the organism in Eukaryota, Fungi, Ascomycota, Pichiomycetes, Serinales, Debaryomycetaceae. The record is from the annotation of a GenBank genome assembly.